CAUUGCGUCAAACAUAACUAUAUUAACAAAGAUUGCGGCUUUAGUCCAUAUAUGUGCUUAUGGAAGUUACCCAGAGAAUGAGAAGUGAUCCAAGCACAUGAUUUUACUACAAACGUAAGUUUCUCUUUUCCUGCAUACCACCAUUUUUGUCUCCAAGAAACCACUCAUGGGCAUCAAUUUUCCUCAAUCCCGCUAAGCUCACGCAGUUUUGCGGCAUGGGUACACAGGUUUUUCACUGAAGAUCGGGCUUGAACUGAAGUGCUGUUUUGCAGGGUAAUCAAUGACCAGAUUGUUGUUUCCUAUUUGGAGAAAGAGGCAGAGAUUAGCCAAUCUCUUAAGAUAUUGUUCAAAAAACUCAUUGCUUGAUCAAGGAGUUCAGGUUCAUGCAGCUACUUUGAGAAUGGGAUUUGGUUUUGACUUAAUGUUGAGCAAUGAUCUUAUAGCGCUCAUGUGUGGCCAUUUACAGAAUGCUAAUGCCAGAGCAACAUUGUCACUUUUCUGUCAGAUGGUAUUCUUAUGUGUUAAGCCAAAUGAGUUUACUUUUUCCACGAAUUUCAAAGCGUGUGGGAUUUUGCAUGUUCCUAAGAUUGGAAUGCAAAUUCAUGGUAUAUGUGUAAUAUCUGGCUUUGAAAGUGUCCCUGUGGUGGGGAAUUCAAUAGUUGAUAUGUACUCAAAAUGCGGAAUAAUUAAGGAAGCAGCGAAGAUGUUUAAUGUUUUGCCGGUUAAGAAUCUAAUAAGUUGGAACACAAUGAUAGCAGGUUAUACACUUGCAGGCCAGGGUGAGAAAGCUUUAGUUUGGUUCCAUAGAAUGCAAGAAAAUGGAGAAAUCCUGGACGAGUAUACAUUGACAACCAUGUUGAAAGCUUGUAGUGGUCUUGGUAAGAUUAGGGAAGGAUCGGUGAUUCAUGGUUAUUUGAUCACUAGUGGAUUUCCAUGCUCAGCUAAGGCAGCCAUUGCUGGUUCUCUCAUCGAUUUUUAUGUGAAAUGUGGGAACUUGGUUGAGGCUCGAAGGGUGUUUAAUCAGAUUGGGGAGAAGAAUGUAAUAUCAUGGAGUGCAUUAAUUCUGGGGUAUGCUCAAGAAGAGAACUUGGGAGAGGCCAUUGAGUUGUUUAGGCAGCUUCAAAACAGCAGCAUGCGAGUGGAUGGGUUUGUUCUAUCAAGUAUGAUGGGCGUGUUUGCUGAUUUUGCGCUUGUGGAGCAAGGGAAGCAAAUGCAUGCAUAUGCUGUUAAGAUUCCUUAUGGUUUAGAGAUAUCUGUUUUCAAUUCAAUUGUGGAUAUGUAUCUCAAGUGUGGAAUACUAGAUGAGGCAGAAAGACUUUUCAAUGAAAUGCCAGCAAGAAAUGUGGUCUCUUGGACGGUUAUGAUCACUGGCUUUGGAAAGCAUGGUUUGGGCAAAGAGGCAAUUCGUUUCUUUGACCAAAUGCGAUUGGAUAAUAUCGACCCUGAUGCGGUGACUUACUUGGCUAUACUCUCAGCCUGUAGUCAUUCUGGACUCAUUGAGGAAGGUGAAGAAUAUUUCUCACAGCUGUGUCAUAAUCGAUCGGUCAAGCCGGGGAUAGAGCAUUAUGCCUGCAUGGUUGACCUUCUGGGUCGAGAUGGACGCUUGAAAGAAGCCAAGGACCUGAUCGAAAGCAUGCCCUUAAAGCCGAAUGUAGGGAUAUGGCAAACGUUGCUCGGUGCUUGUAGAGUACAUGGAGACCUGCAACUGGGGAAAGAAGUAGGCAAAAGUCUGUUGACAUUGGAUGGCGACAACCCUGUCAAUUAUGUGAUGAUUUCAAACAUAUAUGCUGAGGCUGGCUAUUGGAAGGACUACGAAGCAGUAAGAGAAUUGGCGAAAACAAAGGGGUUGAGGAAAGAGGCAGGGCGUAGUUGGGUGGAGAUUGACAAGGAGCUGCACUUUUUCUACGGCGGGGACAACACACACCCGCUGAUGGAGAAAAUUCAUGUAGUACUGACAGAGAUGGAGAAGAAGAUGAAACAAGAAAUGGGUUAUGUUCAUGGGGUCAAAUUUGCAUUGCGUGAUAUAGAUGAGGAGUCCAAGGAAGAGAGCUUGAGAGUUCACAGUGAGAAGUUGGCGAUUGGGUUGGCGCUUCUCCAUGGGGGCUGGGAUGAAGGAAGAGUGAUCCGGGUCUUCAAGAACUUGAGAAUUUGUGGGGAUUGUCACGAUUUCAUCAAGUGUCUGUCGAAGAUUCUAAAGGUAGUUUUCGUGGUGAGGGAUGCUAACAGAUUUCACCACUUCAAGGACGGCCUGUGUUCUUGCAGAGAUUAUUGGUGAUUCUGUUUUGGCAUUGCUGACCUAUUCAUUGGUUUCAAAAUCUCUUUGGUCUCGAGAUGGAGUGGGGAGUCACGAUUUGAGUCACAAAUCUUACAUUAACUGACAUUAUAAAUCUCACAUUAUCUGUGCAUUAUUAAAGUAGAACCGAAUAUUUCAGUGUUCACACCAUUGUCGAUCUAUAAAUCGCUUUUAUAAGAUCAAACUAUAAAAUCCAAUGAGGGUUUCCUGAUGGGGUCAAAGUAGAUAAAAUGUGAACCAUGCCCCACAACAUAAAACUGAUCGAAAAGGAACAAAAAAAACUGAUAAGAAAGAAACAAUAAAAAGUCCGAACUGUUCUCCAGAUUGAAUCAAAUAAAAAAAUUUUAUUUGUACAACAAAAUUGCUCAUCUGAUGUUUAACAGAAAGGGUAAUAAUUGGCUUCCCUUCAAUGAACUCCUCUUUUCUUCCAUUUUGUGCACUUCUUGUGAACAAAUUCAGACAGAACCCUACCUUUACUUCCCCCAAUGAAGCUAACUUCUUUUUUCUUCCAUUUUAAGCACUGCUUUUAAACAAUUCAAAGACGAGCCUUACCGGGCUAUUGAGGACUUCACAACAGAUGCAACUUCUAUAUUUUCACUAAAACCAACAUUAACAUACAUACAUGGAAUCUCAAAAUUUGUGGCCUCUGCCAUUUGUCACUCAGAUAUCCCAAGCAUUAUGAAAUCAUUGAUUUACUAUUUCCACUUAACUUGGAUUCUUAAAAAAA
Molecule: messenger RNA, 3020 nt
Organism: Theobroma umbraticum
Lineage: Eukaryota; Viridiplantae; Streptophyta; Magnoliopsida; Malvales; Malvaceae
Product: Tetratricopeptide repeat (TPR)-like superfamily protein
Biological process (GO): RNA modification
Molecular function (GO): protein binding; zinc ion binding; RNA binding
Source: RefSeq, a predicted model, not a curated record